AUGACUGAAAAUCUAUUCCAAAAUGGGAUCUGGGGCACGCGCUUCCGUGCGGAUUUAGCACAGCAUCCGAUUAUUCUUGCUAUCUCUUGCAUAUGCUUUUAUUUCUUCCGUACUGAGGGCCCGCUUGUAAACUCAUAUUCUCUGAUGUCAGAUGGGGAUGGAGCUAUGGCGACUGCACACCACGCGAUGGGAGCCCGCGAACCUUGUCAGAGCAGUCUCCUUGGAGGUGUCUCUUCUCAUGCUGAUGCUCGUCUGACAGCAAAAAAAGUCUGCUUGGGCGAUAUGACUCUGAGUCCUGGAAGACGUUGCUAUCGUGAUACCGGUAUUAUGAACCAGCGGAACUUGGGCAUGAGAAUCGGUUUGCCUCCUGAGUGUGACUGA
This is a messenger RNA of Fomitiporia mediterranea MF3/22, 381 nucleotides long. RefSeq lists its product as uncharacterized. The coding region runs from base 1 to 381 and encodes 126 amino acids. Lineage: Eukaryota; Fungi; Basidiomycota; Agaricomycetes; Hymenochaetales; Hymenochaetaceae. The transcript has a single exon. The record is from RefSeq and is a predicted model, not a curated record.